This is a messenger RNA of Copidosoma floridanum, 743 nucleotides long. RefSeq lists its product as uncharacterized. NCBI's taxonomy places the organism in Eukaryota, Metazoa, Arthropoda, Insecta, Hymenoptera, Encyrtidae. The record is from RefSeq and is a predicted model, not a curated record.
UUGUCGUGUUUACGACUCUCGAUAAGCUUUUGGUACGCAAGAGUUGUACCGUUGAUCAAUCAAAGAGGCAGCGAGAGUACACGCAGCGGCGAUGAAGAAGCUAUAACGGGACAACCCCAUAGGAGGAGAGCGGUGCGCAAGGCGCGACCAUGUCGAAGAUGCAGUGCCGGCAAUUCGUGCAGAAUGCCUGGAAGAAGGACCUGUGCUCGAAUUGCUUCAAGUCCCGGGAGGAGCACCUCGCGACCCAAGACCUCGUCAAGCCCGUCGUCGUCAAAACGGCCCUCAGCGUCAAGAGGGUCGUGCACAAAGUGCAGGGCAUCCUGCGUCCAACGAAAGAACCCAACAACAGCACAAACCAACUGCGCCCAAAGCGCAAGACGGUCGCCUUCCUGGACUCGCUGACCGAAAUAAUCGGCUACGACGGAGGUGACGACUUCGACACCGAGGACUCAAGCCCCCGCCCCGCCGACCAGGACGACCCGGACCAUUGCGCCGACACCAGCCUCGAGCCGGACGACCUGCCCGACAGCGAGGAGGAGCGCGCCCUCGGCAACCUCACCCGAGCCAACACGAACUUCAACACGAUCACGGCCAACCUCACGGCGCCCCCCCUCGGCCCCGCCCUCAUGCUCGGCAGAGCCCCCAAGCCCACCGGCAACAAGCCCACCCUCCUCGUGACCAUCACUCCCUUCGGCAGCGACGACGGCACCGUCCCCACGCUACAACUGUUCUGGCUCCGUUGA